AUGCUGGCCCGAGUCCUUAUCCCGGAGAGCUCUGUCGUGGAGGCCUCAAGAUACCUUGGCUAUGGAGGCAGCCCACGACAUGCGGUUGCUUUGGCCACGGUGCUACUGCCGCACGUUCCUCCAUCAUCUCUGCUCGAGGUUCACUGCGCUGCACGCAAGGUGCCUGCGUUGCAGCGCUUGGCCGCAGAUUCGCUUCCGCUGCGGGGAGUGCUGCUGGACCUACGGGGUCUCGCCUUGCCAGCUUGGGCCGUCACGUGGCUGCGGAAAGCCUCGCAGCAGGAGCUGGCCGAGCUCUUUCAGAAGCAUGGAGAGCAAGAGGACGACUUGCUCUGGGCACGCUUUGCGCAGGUGGUGGCUGUGCAGAGACAGACGUGGAACUUGCAGGCCAACUCGGACAUUGCAGGCCUCUUCCGGAGUGCUGCAGCGCUGCUGAAUGACCCUGCGGGACCUGCUCCGGAUGCAGCGCUGAACGCCCUGAGAGCGGCGCUCAGAGAGGAGCAGACGGUGGUUCAAGACGGAUUGAGAGCCGUGCUGAGCCACCUCGAGGUCAUGGCCUUGAGAACUUCGUCGGGGCGCGGUGCAUCUUGCUGUCAGACCGCAGGGACUUCUGCGUGGGCAUCCGCCGCUUCCUGCGGGAGAACGAGGAUGUCGACGAGGAGCUCGUUGCGAGUUGGCGGCCUCACAAGGUGCCCUCCUUGUUUCCGUUGGCCCAGCGCGGGGAGCAGAAGUGGUGCCUGGCGGAGGUGA
Symbiodinium natans is the source of this 747-nucleotide messenger RNA. NCBI's taxonomy places the organism in Eukaryota, Dinophyceae, Suessiales, Symbiodiniaceae. The record is from the annotation of a GenBank genome assembly.